Molecule: messenger RNA, 1922 nt
Organism: Paramacrobiotus metropolitanus
Lineage: Eukaryota; Metazoa; Tardigrada; Eutardigrada; Parachela; Macrobiotidae
Exons: 11
Coding region: 456-1790 (444 amino acids)
Source: RefSeq, a predicted model, not a curated record
GUUUGUGUGAAUUCAAAGUACGGCAGAAUGGAAAAUGCCAGCACAAUCGGUUUUUACCGGCAAGUGAAUCCUGUUUACUGAUGAUCAAAUUCGAGAAAGCAAAAUUUACCGCUGCCUGAUACAAAAGCACCGUGACGAGCAGAUUUGCAUAGUGCGAAAUCCGUUACCAAAAAGCCUUGUGAAGACCAGCAGAAUUACAGUACAGAUCAGACGUAACCUUAACCGCUUUUUGACCUGCUUUAUCAGCUUUUGUGCAGCAUUUAGCGGGCUUUUGACUACGCAAGCAGCAUCCGGAAGCUUUCUUGGUUUUUGGAUACAGAUUACUGGGCCGGACCUGCGCUACGUCCGCGUCUAUUUAAACCUUUCCAGUGGCCUCCAUUUUGCCAUUUGCUUGACUUUCUUGAUCAGUACAAGCAAACUCUUUACUUUAUCGUUUACGUUAAAAAGUUGGAAAAAUGAUGACCUUUGCAGUUUGUCUCAUCCUGUCGGCCCUCGGUGGCACGUUGGCGGCCAGCUUAGUGAAGCUGCCGCUGUCCCCUUCGGAGAUGUGUGACAAGAACACCACCAUGACCGGGAAGACCUGCUCACCGGAUGUCUGCACCGUGGCCAACUGCUCCAUCAUUCCCGACGCCAUCUGUGUCGCCGACAAGUGCGGAUGCCGGGCACGUUUCUUCCACUUCACGGCCAAGGAGAAUGUCUUCGCUGAAGUGACGCAUCUCUGCAAGGCAGCUCAUGAAAUCAAAGUGGCCGGCCACUUCAUGAUGAAGGUCAUCGCUAACGACGAGACCGCUGUCAACACCGUGGCCAAGAACCCGGAAGUGCUGUUGAAGGUCUUCAAGGGCCUGAACAUCCUGACCGCCGAUGUACUGCGUGUCAUCGCCGCCUUCUUGAAGAAUGAAAUCAAGGAGCAUCCGACGGAAGCCACCCUCCAACGCUACCAGACCGCCAUCGAACAGCUGAAGGCGCUGGAGAAACAUAAAGACAAGAAAAUCAGCAAUGACGAAAUCUCGGAAGAUGCGGAAGUGAGCGAUGAAGUUUUGGAGGAACGCCACGGUAAAAUCAAGGAGUGGAUCAAUAAGUUCGACCAGGGUAACACCAACGAGAAGCCUAUCACCGACACCGCAAAGGCCGUUUCCAGUGGGAGCAACGAUGAAUCCAGUGGGAGCAACGAUGAAUCCGAUGAUGAAUUAAUGGAGCGUGCUAAGGGCAAGCCACAGCCGGCACCCGCUCAGAAGACCAGCAAAACCGACAAAGUCAACGCCGCCGCUAAUGUCGCCCAGACCGCUGCCGACAUCCAUGAGAAGGUUAAGGGCCAGCAGGAUCACACCGUGUUCGUCGAUGACGAAAUGGUCGAGCGUAUCAAUUUGAAAAACAUUGUGAAGGGUGUUGGCACUGUUGCGGAUCUUGUUGGAUCGUUUCUUGAUGAAGAGCCAGUGAUGUUGAUGGAUGAACAGACCGGCGCGGCGAUCAGUGUUCCCUUCAGCGCUUUGGACUUUGGCGCCGACUAUGAAGAUAUGAGCGAGCGAAAGGUUGAUUGGAAGAAAGUCGUGGGCGGAGUCGGUCAGGCUGCUCAAGUUAUCGGCCAGUUCCUUGACGAAGAUGUCUUGUUCGUUAUCCGCGAUGGAUCCCGUACCGGCGCUAUGGGUCUGGAUCUCUUCAAUAAAAUCUGGCGUCCUACGACCACUGACACCGAUAGUGGCACGAUGCAGGACGAAGGAACUGGCUUUGACAAUGAUGAAUACAUGAUGGAUUUGGAGAUUGCUGACGGAGUCGCGAACUUGUCCUUGUAAAGUGUAGCUUAAAAUGUUUACGGCGAAAUUGGCGCUGGCGCCUGUUAGUUUGUUUUGGAAACGUGAAAUUGGACUUACGAUGUACAGAAAAGUUUUUAAUCAUUUGUGCGAGGAUGAUGAUUGCUUGAUAUU